This is a messenger RNA of Pelobates cultripes (western spadefoot toad), 551 nucleotides long. The record is from the annotation of a GenBank genome assembly. NCBI's taxonomy places the organism in Eukaryota, Metazoa, Chordata, Amphibia, Anura, Pelobatidae.
GGAACUCCAACAGCCAUAUCCCCAGGAAACUUCAACUGCCAUAUCCACUGGGAACUCAAACUGCCAUAUCCACUGGGAACUCAAACUGCCAUAUCCCCAGGGAACUCAAACUGCUAUAUCCCCAGGGAACUCAAACUGCUAUAUCCCCAGGGAACUCAAACUGCUAUAUCCCCAGGGAACUCCAACUGUCAUAUCUCCAGGAAACUCAAACUGCUCUAUCCCCAGUAACCUACAACUGCCAUAUCCCCAGGGAACUCCAAUUGCCAUACACCAGGGAGCUCCAACUGCCAUAUCCACAGGGAACUCCAACUGCCAUAUCUACUGGGAACUCCAACUGCCAUAUCCACUGGGAACUCAAACUGCCAUAUCCACUGGGAACUCAAACUGCCAUAUUCACUGGGAACUCAAACUGCCAUAUCCCCAGGGAACUCCAAUUGCCAUACACUAGGGAGCUCCAACUGCCAUAUUCCCAUGAAACUCCAACUGCCAUAUCCACAGGGAACUCCAACUGCCAUAUCCACAUUGAACUCAAACUGCCAUAUCCACAUUGA